Salvia splendens (bonfire salvia) is the source of this 1229-nucleotide messenger RNA. RefSeq names its product DNA-directed RNA polymerase V subunit 5C-like. The coding region runs from base 81 to 707 and encodes 208 amino acids. Gene Ontology annotation, biological process: transcription elongation by RNA polymerase I; transcription by RNA polymerase II; tRNA transcription by RNA polymerase III. NCBI's taxonomy places the organism in Eukaryota, Viridiplantae, Streptophyta, Magnoliopsida, Lamiales, Lamiaceae. The transcript has 3 exons. Gene Ontology annotation, molecular function: DNA binding. The record is from RefSeq and is a predicted model, not a curated record.
GUGAUCACUGGCUACGGUACCUUACUUCUUUCUCUGCACACAGAGGGGAGAGGAAGUGAGAGAACAAAAAAUCAACCACAAUGCAGAAAGUGUGCAUCAAAAGUUUGGUGGAAAACGGCAGCCUCGAUAGCCGCCGCUACUACCUCGCGCGGCGGACCGUCAUCGAAAUGCUGAGCGACCGAGGCUACCAAGUCCCCGGCAUGGACGCACAGCUCCGCUGCUCUCUCGCCGACUUCCGCGCCGAGUUCGGCGACCAUCCGGAGGCCGACCGCCUUCGCAUCACCGCUCACCGUGCCUCCAAUCCUUCACGGAAGAUUCUGGUCAUUUUCUGUGAAGGUUUUCAGAUGAGAAAACAAAAUGCUGUUGGUAUACUGAGUCAGAUUGCAGACAAAGAAAUGCUGGACAAGGUGAUACUAGUCGUGCAAAGCAAGAUGAAUUCCCAUGCUCAAAAGGUUUUGGAUGAGUAUUCGGUUAAAGUGGAGACGUUUCUGAUUGCUGAUUUGUUGGUUAAUAUCUCAAAGCAUUUUCUGGAGCCGAAAUAUGAGAUUCUGUCUCCUGGGGAGAAGGAUACGCUUCUGAAGAAACAUGCGAUUGAAGACAAUGGUUAUUUCAUACAUGAGUAUAAAACAAAAUCAGACAACAGAUUUCAAAUUGUUUUCUUGCGCUUGAUUAUCAUUGAAAUUUAUGAGCGACGAGGCAUGCUUUGAAUGUAUAGUGACACUAUGCUGUUGGCUGAAGCGAGUUUCGGAUUAUCUCCAUAUGCAUCAUGUUUGCACACAAAGAAAUGGCUACAAUAUUUAUUUGCAUAGCGAGUUUAUAUAAUGAGUUGACAAGAAUAAAUGUUUUGAUGAAUGUGAUACUGAAUAUGUAAGUUAUCUUGGAGGGGUAACUGGUUGGUUGAAAUUGGCAGCUUCCUAUGAUGCUUGAAAGCGAUGCAAUUGCAAGGUACUAUGGAUUCGAGAAAGGGCAGGUGGUGAAGGUGUGUUACUCCUGUGGCAUUCCUCAUUCUCUCGUGUCUUAUCGCUGCGUCAUCUAAUCUCAACCUAGAAGAAAAUAUCGCAUUCUGCAGUUGUUUUAAGAUAUUCUAGCUGCAAACUAAUACCAUAAGUCUAUACGUAGAUGGUUUUUGAUGAUGCUGUGGCUCUUUUGAAGUGUAUAAUUAUUGACAACUUUCUGUUUUGGGCUUCCGCCACACGUUCACGCUGCUCUUAUUUAUGUUUUAACUAAGC